Molecule: messenger RNA, 6520 nt
Organism: Lampris incognitus (smalleye Pacific opah)
Lineage: Eukaryota; Metazoa; Chordata; Actinopteri; Lampriformes; Lampridae
Product: protein bicaudal C homolog 1-like
Exons: 21
Coding region: 319-3249 (976 amino acids)
Cellular component (GO): cytoplasm
Molecular function (GO): RNA binding; protein binding
Source: RefSeq, a predicted model, not a curated record
UCAGCGGUGAACCCUUGCGUUGAGUGGAACCGGUCCCGUUUUCCAGUACAACUCGAUGGGGCAUAAAAAAACAAAACCAAAAAACAGACCAAAAAGCAACAAAGGCGCUUGAAGCAAACCGUCAAGAGGAAAAAGAGACAAGAAGAAGAAGAAGAAGAAGAAGAAGAAGAAGUCUUGCUUGGUGCUGCAAUGAACCUGAGUUACACCGCGAAGUAACGGGAGUUGAGAGCUUUAGCGCGCCCAGCUUUACUGGAGGUUUUACCCCCUCAACGCCUUUUUAAAACGCGGUGGCCGCCGGACGUGUCGUGCCGCGGCGCCAUGGCUGCCCAGUGCGACUCCCUGGGAUAUUUGCAGCAGUCGGACCAGGGCUCCAACAGUGAACGCAGCACCGACUCUCCGGUGCCCGGAUCCGAGGAGGACUUGAACGGACCGCAUCCGCUGCCAGACCCGGAAUGGACGGAGGAGAGGUUCCGAGUGGAUCGUAAGAAACUGGAAGUCAUGUUAUUAGCUGCCUCCGAAGGGAGAGUCAAUGGUGGGGAGGAUUUCUUUCAAAAGGUUAUGGAUGAGACCAAAACGCAAAUAGCCUGGCCUUCCAAAUUGAAGAUUGGAGCCAAGUCGAAAAAAGAUCCGCACAUUAAGGUGUGUGGAAAGCGGGAGAAUGUGAGGGAAGCCAAAGACAGAAUCAUGUCUGUCCUUGACACAAAGAGUAACAGGGUAACUCUGAAGAUGGAUGUUUCCCAUACGGAGCACUCCCACGUCAUUGGUAAAGGAGGCAACAAUAUCAAGAAGGUGAUGGAGGAGACGGGCUGCCAUAUCCACUUUCCUGACUCCAAUAGGAACAACCAGGCAGAGAAAAGCAACCAGGUGUCCAUCGCAGGGCAGCCAGGGGGGGUAGAAGCAGCUCGAGCAAAAAUAAGGGAGCUGCUUCCUCUGGUUUUGUCGUUUGAGCUUCCGGCCAUCGUGCAGCCUGACCCCGGUUCUCCCACCGUGCAGCACAUCUCACAGACCUACAACCUCACAGUGUCCUUCAAGCCCCCCACGCGCCUCUAUGGAGCCACGGGGGUGGUCCGCGGCUCACAGAACAACACCACAGCUGUCAAGAGGGGUACGGCUUUGCUACUCGAACAUUUAGCUGGCAGCCUGGCCAGUGCCAUAUCGGUAAGCACCCAUCUUGACAUCGCCCCCCAGCACCACCUCUGCAUGAUGGGCCGCAACGGCAGCAACAUCAAGCACAUCACCCAGAGGACUGGCGCCCAGAUCCACUUUCCUGACCCCAACAGCCCCCAGAAGAAAUCCACGGUCUACAUCCAGGGCACCAUCGAGUCCGUCUGCCUGGCGCGCCAGUACCUCAUGGGCUGCCUGCCCCUGGUUCUGAUGUUUGACAUCAAGGAGGACAUUGAGGUGGAGCCCCAGUGUAUCACAGCCCUGAUGGAGCAGCUGGAUGUCUUCAUCAGUAUCAAGCCCAAGCCAAAACAACCCAGCAAGUCUGUGAUAGUCAAGAGCGUGGAGAAGAACGCCGUGAACAUGUACGAGGCCCGUAAAUUUCUCCUGGGUCUCGAGAACAACGGUGUGUCUUCUUCCACGCCACCGGCGACAGUGCUGACCCCCUCCACCAAUGGCCCAUCCCCCUCCCUCAUCUGCCCCGUCGGGUUGGACAUCUUGGCCUCGGCUGGCCUCGGGCUAAGUACUUUGGGUCUUCUGGGUGCAACAGCGCCCCACUCUCUAAGCAACUCCCCCGCUCAGAACUCGGUCCUUAACAGCCUAAACUCCUCCAUGAGCCACCUGCAGACUGCCAGCCCCAGUAACGUCACACCCUCCCCGUCCCUCUGGCCCAGUUCCCUGACCAGCACCCAAGGCUUCUCAUCUCAACUGAUGCUGCACCCCGCCACCCAGGCCACACUGAACAGUAUCCUGCUGUCGGGGGUCCAGAGCUACACCCACAGCACCCCCUCCCCUCCACCCGGCUUGGCGCCCAUAGACAAGCAGCCCAACGGGGUCCCCGACUGCACCAAGGGUCCUUGCACACUUAAUGGACACGUAAAGCAUCCUGGCUCAGUCUAUGGACGGAUAUCAACUGCAUCACUCGCAGAAACUGUUUUGAGUCCAGCCCAGUGUGACUCAGUCCAAGAGGCCAGUGGACACAACCCAUCAGAACCGCUAUCCAGCAAGUCUAACCCAGACGAAGGCUCUGACACAUUUGUGGAAGUGGGCAUGCCCAGAAGCCCAUCUCAUUCAGCUAAUGGGAGUGAGCUGAAACAGAUGCUGGCUUCAUGUAAGACGUCAUCAGGGAAACGACAGGCCGUGGAGCUCCUACAGGGCACUAAGAACUCCCAUUUACACUCCGACUGCCUGCUGUCAGAUGCUGAAUCCAGUUCAUCAGACAGUCCCGUGGCAGACAAGAGAGCGCCGGGCAGUGAGCGGGCAGCUGAGAGGGCAGCCCAGCAGAAUGAGAGGGAGCGCAUCCGGCUGGCACCACAGUCCUCCUUUGCCAAUAUGCAGGCAUUUGACUAUGAACAGAAGAAGCUGUUGGCAACCAAAGCCAUGUUGAAAAAACCUGUGGUGACAGAGGUACGGACUCCCACCAACACAUGGAGCGGCCUGGGCUUCUCCAAGUCCAUGCCGGCAGAGACCAUCAAGGAGCUGCGAAGGGCCAACCAUGUCCCCUACAAGCCCAGCAUGAGCACCACCUAUGAGGGCGCUCCGCUGUCUCUGUCACGUUCCAACAGUCGGGAAGGUGUGGGGAACGGCAGCGACUCAGACAACUGGCGAGAGAGGAACGGCAGUGGGAACGGCUUGCCCGGUCACACAGAGUUCCCCACCGCUGUCAGCAGCCCCAAGAGGAAGCAGAACAAAUCUGCUGCGGAGCACUACCUCAGCAGCAGCAACUACAUGGACUGCAUCUCCUCCGUGACCGGCAGCAAUGGCUGCAGCCUGAACUCCUCUCUGAAAGGCUCUGACCUGCCAGAGCUGUUCAGCAAGCUCGGCCUGGGGAAGUACACGGACGUCUUCCAACAACAAGAGAUUGACCUGCAGACCUUCCUGACCCUCACAGACCAAGACCUGAAAGAACUGGGUAUCACCACCUUCGGAGCCCGCAGGAAAAUGCUGCUCGCCAUUUCGGAACUGAACAAGAACCGAAGAAAGCUAUUUGAGCCGCCCAUUAGAUCCUCUUUCCUGGAGGGCGGCGCCAGCGGUCGUCUCUCUCGCCAGUUCCAUGCUGACAUGGCCAGUGUCAGCGGCCGCUGGUAGACGUAUCCAGACCUCCAGACCACCCCAGAACCGUCCAUGAUUGAGACCCAGUCUCUUGUGCCUUUCACUGCCCCUCGAUAACCUGGGCUUCAGCCUCUUUGGCUAUUAGAGGGAUGUUUACCUUCCAUCUUAGUCUUAACUAAAUCUGUUGGCUUUCUCAACCUGUUGCCAUAUAUAUAUAUGCCAUAUAUAUGCCAUAUAUAUAUAAAAGCCAUAGUUUAAUCUGAAGUGCCAAUGAGAAAGAAAGAAAAAAGAUUUCUCCGAUAAAUGAAACCCAGCAUUUGUUCCUUGUAGAGCCAGUAAGCCUAUCGCAAGGAUUUAUAUCAAGGAUGUUGUUAUAGUUAUAGAGAAAGGGUACUGUCCAGUAUUUCUGUCCACUUUUUUUUGUUGAAAGGAAUAGGCAGAACGAUUAGUACAAUCAUAUUACACAUUGAUACUACCUGCAUUUGUAGUAUGCUGUAGAAUCAAUGACAUGCACUUUAACAAUACUAGACUUUUGCCUGUGAAAGCCUGAUUCCUUAGAACAAUGUUACCUAUGCAUUUUUGUAUUAACUCGAAGCACGGAUGCAUUUUGUACCAUACAUACCAAAGUAAGCACUUAGCCAGUGAGAUAAAGGGCAUCAGGAAAUGAAGUGAAAAUCACUCAAAUGUGCCAAAGUGGUGGCAUCGUCAACUUUCACACCAAAGGAAAGAUGCUGUUGUGGCCUUUGACCUUCAGUCUGUCCUUAGUGUUGUGAUUGACCGACAUUCCUCCACGGUCAGUUUCUGUCCCCAGCAACUGUCUGCUACUGUUUUCCUGCAGUUUGGUUUGUCGGUCUGUGUAUUUCUUAACAAUACAAAAAAAAAAAAUCAUUAUUUUGUACUCGCAUUAUGAUUUCAUUUGUUUUUAUUAUCAUUUUAAGGGAAGCAGAGGGACGUUUAAUGUAAUCAGUUUACAUAUAUGUUUUCCUUUUUUAUAAGUUCAUGAAUGAAGUUCAUUGAUUUGUAAUUAGGUUAAUAAUAUCUUUGCUUUUUUUUCUGUCUUUUAAUCUGUGGAGCCGUUUUAUGGCUGUGCCAUUAGGCAGCAGCAGAGAGACGAGGAGGUUCGUAUCAAGCAUUACCGGUCUCUCUAGCUGUGUCGAUGGGCAUCUUUCUGUGGUUCUCCUUUUCUGUUUGUGUAUGGUACAUGGUCUUUUUUUUGUUGUUGUCUCAUCUAUGGUAUUUGCCAGCAUUUCCCUUCCUGUGGCCUCGUUUAUGUGCAUGAACUCUCACUAUGCACCCUUCCAUGUUUCCUAAGCACUUGUUACCACACUAGACCCGUUAACCUAUUGUCUUCCUAGUCAUUGGCUGUUUCAUGUAGAACAAGACAAAGCCUUUUUGGAAGAGGUAACAAAGCAAGGCUGUCACAUUGUAGUAUAAAGUGCCAAUUUACAUAGUUCAUUUUUCAGCAGGGAGUUGUUUCCAUAAGGUCACUUUGGUUUUUGUUUUAGUUUGGUUUUGGUUUGGUCUUGAGUGACGUUAAUUCCCUGCUAGGGGAGAACCAAAAUAAUGUUCGCCAAUUUAGUUUCAUCCCACUAUUCCUAGCGGACAUGGAUCAGAUAGGAUUGUUAGGUUUGGUUUACAUAAAAAGCAUCAAACCUACCAGAAGGGCUGAGCUAUUUGGAACAAAGAUGCAGAAAAGUCCACAGCUUUCUAGUAUCGGUUGUGCAGUGUAAUAUCUAGUAAUCCGCUUGAAGCUGAGUUUGAAGAAGUGACAGGAUUAUGUACACAGCGGCAUUGUUUAUCAUUAAAGCUUUUGCUUGUUCUGCACUUAUAUUUUUGUUCAGUUUUUUUUUUUUUUUUUUGAGAAGGGAAACAAUUUUCGACAGUUCGUUAACUUUGAAUGACUCUAAAAUGUGCUUUGAUGUGAUUUCUUUUGGAUUUAUAUGGGGAUUUAGUUUUGAAGAGGACCAGUUUCCCCAGCUUCCCGAACUUGGAUCGUUCUGUAUCAGCUGCAUACAAGCCCACUGCACCAAGUGGCUCCUUGCAGCAUUUUUAGAGUAUCUGCACAGUACAAAAGCUAAAGACUAUAGAAGUAACUUAUGUGUUGAACUCAAAGUAAAAUCCAUAGCCAUUAUCGAGUAAAUAGAGGAUGCUUCCAAAAAAAUGUUCGACAUGCAAGAACGUUGUGCAGUUCUCGGCCAACCGUAAACCAAAUUAUCGGUUUGCCGUCGGUCCAGAACUGCACCAGCUGUCCUCAAUCACAGACAGGGAAAAGUCAGGUUUUACUUGGCUCUGCUUGCAUUGAUUCUCUUAAACGGUCUGUUGUUUAUCAUGUGUUCGCUAUUAACCACUUUUCACCUCCCCCCUUUGUCCAAUUUGAGCCAUUCUCCACAUGGUUCUCAAGUUAAUAACACUAUACUAGAUAACAUUGUGACAUGGUUGCUACCAACCAGGUAUGUUUUUUUUGUAAUUGUUUUUUCCUUUGAGGUCUUAAAAAAGAUGCAAGGGAGAUAGCUAAUGUAAAAAGGGAUUAUUGAUGCUAAAAGUAAACCCAGGGCUCGUUUGCCCCGACUCACCAUGGUACUACGUUGAAACUGUUGAGCACUGAUUUGUUUUUCCCAGUGCCUUGACUCGUGUUUCUGCCUAGCAGACAUUUGUUUUCAUCAGAGCUCACCUUCUUUGGAUGUCUUUGCCUAGAGGGCAAUAGAGGUUCUAGUCUUAUCAAGUGAAUGUUGUUUUUAAUAAGUGAAGAAAGAAGAAAAAUGGUUGCUGCGUGCUGUUGUGGGUUAAUGAAGGGACGCCUUCGUAGUCAAAGUUGACCACCGGCUUGUGUAGUGUAUGCCCUCGAUUGAAUGGAUAGGCAAUUAUGUCUUUAAUUUUUGUUCCGUUUUAGUCACAUGUUGUUAUUCCCAAAGGAAUUUAUUUGAAGGGGUCUUUGUGUUGCAUUGGAUCAAAUGGUGCAUUUUUGAUGAAUGUAAACCACUAAGGAAUUGAUGUAAUGCUUGCUUUUUGUACGACUUUUUCAUCUCACACUACCGUAGUUAAGAUACGUGAGAAAAGGGUACAAUUCUGCACAAAAAUCCACAGAAGAAGAUUUUGAGUUCAAACAGUUGAAUAUAAACAUGCCUCUUUUUUUUUUGGCCAAAGUUCUUCUCACUGUGGCAUUUGUUUUUGUUUUGUUGUUCUAAAUGUAAUUGUAGUACACCUACAAGUAUUUUUGGAAGUUUUUGUCGAAGUUGUCAAGCAGGCAAAAAAAAGACAUUUUGUUGAAACAUUCAAAUGCUAUAACAAAGGUAAUAAAUGUAUGUAG